Molecule: messenger RNA, 6030 nt
Organism: Ipomoea triloba (trilobed morning glory)
Lineage: Eukaryota; Viridiplantae; Streptophyta; Magnoliopsida; Solanales; Convolvulaceae
Exons: 10
Coding region: 1696-5802 (1368 amino acids)
Source: RefSeq, a predicted model, not a curated record
UCUGUCCGAUAUCCAGAAUCUCCGCCAUUGAUUUGCAAUUUUACACAAACAAUAAAAUUAUGCAGUGUUUAUAGAUGAUCCCAGACUUCAAGGAGUUCAUCCCAAGCAAGGCCAGUUCUGGAGGUUUACUUCAAAGCAAUACAGUGAAAUAAAGUGUAAUUAUGUGCUACUGCUCUAGUUCUUUAAUCUGUACUUCUCUCAGGCUCUCUUUGUGUGUGCUUUUUGUGAAUAGAUACAAUGUAAAAUUACUUCUAGAAAAAAGUUCUUUAGAGAAUAUUGACUCUGCAAUCAAUUGAAACAAACAAAAAAAACAUCCUUCUUUUAAUAUCCAGACUUAAGUCUAUGGUCUGGAUUGUGCUACAUCAUCCCUACAAGAUUCAAAGGUUGAAUUUCAAACCCAUUCUGGAUAUGCUAACUGCCUUUACCCAUUUGCCAUUAGUCUCUAAUUUGAUCCGUUCUUCUAUCCCUGGGCUCUCCAUUAAUCAGCUUCACCUCAUUAUUUCUGUGUGACAGGCCAUGUUGGCUGGGUCCUGUUAGCCUUUGUUUCUCUUUCCAGGUACCUAAAACUCCCUCUCUUAUUUUCCUCUCCAUCAGCCUCCAUUGUUUCUCUCUGAUUAAGAUCUAAAACUUCAUCUUUUGAUCUUUGGAACUUUGAAAUCGAGACUCAAUACUAAGGGAAUACUUGGGACCUUUAUAUGGGGUUUCUUGAUUUUUUGGUUUUGUUUUAUCUUUUCUUUUAACUACAACUUGGUACUUUCACCUAGAAAAUAGUAAACGAAUAAAAAUAAAAAAUAAAGAGUUAAUUAGGAAGAGAUAUGAUUUAGAUUGUGUUCGUUGAUUUUAGAUUUUUAGUUGGAAUUAUUCUCCCCUCUUUGAUUACAACCAGUCUACUUUCAUAGUUGCUCUGGAAGAGAAGCAUAUGGACUACAGAUUGAUGGUGUUAGUUAUGGCUUUUUACAAUCAUUAAAUGGGGUUGGGGUUUUAACUCUUAAAUCUUGUAAAGAUGAUGUUGUACAAAGGAUGGCGUUGGCAAGCGCCUUUUACAAUCAUUAUAUGGGUUUUAGAUUUUAACUUCUUGAUCUUGUAAGGUGAUGCAAUGUAACCCAAAUUUAAGUUUGGAGGAGUCUGGAGAGGUUCCAUACCUGUUUUGGAGCACCUUAUAAUUGAGCUCUUUAUAGACUGAUAAAGCGGAUACAUCUUGCCACUUGCUUGUUAGGAUGUAUCCCCACUAAAUGGUUAGAAACUUAGACUUGCACCUUUCAAAAUUACUCUGUAUAUUUUAAUUGCUUCAUGUUUGUUAUGUUGUGUUAUUGAAUGUACCUCUUCAUGUAUAAAACUAGACACAGGAAAUGUUUGUUAUAAUGAGACAUACUAAUUUAUUUUCCCUGUGACCUAAAAGUGUUAUUGUUUUGGCAGCAGUUCUUUCCAUUUUGUGUUUCUUAUUAUUUUAUGCAGUGAUUGAAGACGUUAAAUCAUUUAUAAGUAUCCCAUACCCACUGGUUUCCUUUUCCCAGGGCAGCAAUUUGCAACAUGACUGGCUUUCCCUCUCCUGUCUUGUUCUCUAAAAUUUGCCUUUUGGUUUAGGUGUUGAGUCAAGUCAAUAAGGUACCAAAUAGGUGCUCUAAUAGUCAGUAUGUUGAUGGAAGAGUAGUCUCUGUGGAAUGUAAAGUUUGUCUGCAUAUUAAUCAUUCUACCAUGGAGCUGAAAGUUGAUGAAUCAUCUGGAGAAAUCUGUGGCAAUAAUGCCAUGAAUUUCUCUGCCAAUGAUGUUUCACCUUCUAGCAAGAAUGGAAAAGGUGAAGCAUGGGGAAACUGUGAAACAAACAAUUUAAUCAGCAUAAAUUCAAGUUAUGAUUCUUCCUCGGCAAAUUCAGAGCAUAAGGUGUGCGCAAGGACUUCUGAUGUAUCAGCUACAUCGGAUGGUACAGCUCCAACUCUGGAGGCCCCUAAAGCAUUAGAAGAGUAUGAUGAUAGUAUGCCAUGUGUCACCAGAGGUGGGGAAGCCAUUAAAAUUUCCAAAUUGAAUGAGGAAGAGAGUAUAAAUCUACCAUGUACAGUAAACCUAGCAGAGGAAUCUAUAAAACAUCCAAAAGACCAUCUUAAUUUGGUAGUGAAAGAUGAAGUAGCACCUGGCAAUGGUGGUAACCCACUGGAUGAUGCUUGCAUUACAGGAAAAAGUGAAGGCUUGGAUAAGGUCAUGCACUCUUCCGUCUUACCAGAUACGCAUGCAAAUUCUUCAGAAACCCAUGCGAAUAAUGGGAGUGAUGACUCUGACAUUGAGGAGCAUGAUGUGAAAGUUUGUGAUAUAUGUGGGGAUGCAGGUCGAGAGGAUUUACUUGCCAUAUGUUGUAGAUGUACUGAUGGGGCUGAACAUACUUAUUGCAUGCGAGAAAUGCUUGAGAAAGUUCCAGAGGGUGAUUGGCUAUGUGAAGAAUGCAAAUCUGAGAAGGAAAUUGAAAAUCAAAAGCAAUAUAAAACUGGCAGGGCUGGUGGAAAUGAAAAUGGUUAUUCUUCUGGACAAACAGCUAUUACUAAUUCUGAGCACCAUGAGACAGAAACUAAAGCUUCUGAUUUUGUUGGAGGCACAGCUGUUAAAGAAUGCUCUCAGGGAAAAGUAUCUAGCACAAGGAAUACAUAUGAUAGUGAAGCUAUUUCUGCUGCAAAGAAGCAAGUUCUUGAACCGCUUUCAGGCUCACCAAAGGCAGAAAGUCCCAAUCGGGUUCCUAUGCUCUCUCGUGAAAGUUCAUUUAAGAACUUGGAGAAAGGAAAAGUGAAGCCUGUACAUCAGUUUGGUGUGGUUAAUGACUCUUCAGCUUCAGGUCCCCGGAUGCAAACUUCUCGAGGUACUUUCUCAAAGUCCAAUUCAUUCAGUUCCCUAAUAGCCAAGCCAAAAGUCAAACUUGUGGAUGAAGUUUUUCCUGCAAAGCAGAAAUUGUCGAGGGAAACUGCUUUUAUUGAAUCAAAAGACAUAGCUGUUAGAUCAAUGGGCAAAUCUAUGUCCUUCAAGCCGACAACUGCAAGCCGUUCUAACUGCACUGAAUCAAAAGUGAAGAUGUUCUCUCCCAAGUUUUCUCAUGAUCAGGAUGUAAAAUGGUUAAGACAUAAAAAAGACCGAAGUUCCUUUGACAGGAAGAAUUCACUAAGAUCAGACCGCUUGGCUGGUGGCGCCAUUUCUUCUCCCAAAAGUGAUAAUAAACCAACACCUCGUGGUGAACCUUCCUCACUAUCUUCCCUGAACACUAAUAGAGACUACCGGGCUUUGAUCUCUGAAAACAAACCAGUGACCAUCUCAAAUUCAACAAGUGGGGUUGCUCGCGAAGUUUUGAAGCAGGCAUCAGUUGAUGGAGUUUCAUCUGCCAAUAGAAUUAGCAGUUCUGAAGAAAAUCCUAGUCAGGCAAUUCCAAAGGAGGAUUCCUCAUCCAGUUCUUGUGUUGCUGAGAGACCAUCAUGGAGUUCUAAUGAAGUUCUACCAGAUGGGUUGUCUCAGUCCAAGGAAUCAAAAGCUUUUGGUGACAAGACAAGGGAAAGUUCUGCAAGUCGGUCAAAACAGAACAGCACUGCCAGUGGAAAAAUUGUUUCAUGUCAGAAAUGCAAAGGAAAUGGUCAUUUAGCACAGGUUUGCACAGCUGACGGACCUGAAUCAUCUGCUUUAGGUUCACCUUUUAAAAGUUCUAGAGAGGCCACAAAUGGUCCAAGUGAUUUGAAAGCUGCCAUUGAGGCUGCUAGGCUCAGGAAACCUGGAAUAUGCAGGAAGAAUAGAGUUGCUGAUCAAUCUGAGGACUUAUCAGCAUCGAACAUGAAAAGUGAAAUAGCUUCCCAAGAUCAGAUGCUCUCUUCAACUGUCAGGAGAAAUGUUAAUGGUGCUGAGGAGGCACAAAAGCAGGAAACUGCAAAUAAUGCAAAGCAAUUAGGAAUUAUUUCUGAAGCUUCUGCAAGAACCAGAGAUGCAGGUCAUGUUGCAUUUUCUGAUGUAAAGCAUUCUGUAAUUGACAUGGAACGUCAGACUCUGGUAUCAAUGCCCGUUAUUCUGAAAACAGCCAUUCCAGAGUACCAGUAUAUAUGGCAAGGAGGUUUCGAGGUUCAAAAGAGUGGGAAAGCCUUCAAUCUCUAUGAUGGAAUUCAGGCUCAUUUAUCAAGUUGUGCAUCUCCUAAGGUUCUUGAUGCUGUAAACAAAUUCCCUCGGAAGGUCAUACUGAAUGAAGUACCUCGUUUGAGUAGCUGGCCAAUACAGUUCAAGGAGUGUGGUGUUAGUGAAGAUAACAUAGCCCUCUUCUUUUUUGCUAAAGAUAUAGGGAGCUAUGAGAAGAGCUACAAAGUUUUGCUCGGGAAUAUGGUGAAGCAUGAUCUGGCUCUUCAGGGGAACAUUGGAGACAUUGAACUACUGAUAUUCCCAUCGAACCAUCUUCCUGAAAAGUUCCAGCGGUGGAAUUUGAUGUUCUUCCUGUGGGGCGUGUUCAGAGGGAAGAGAGCAAAUAGUUUGCAAAAUUUUCCUGGAGCUGAGAAACCAUUGAUUCAAGAUAUCCUCACAGCUGCCACUUCUUUGCCAGAGAAUAUGUUCACCCCUGUGCCUAAACUGAAUUCUGUGCUUGGUAGUGCGGCAACUAAUAUUGAAAUGUCUGCUCUAAAAGAGCCAGAAUCUGCAUCUUCACAUAAAAUUGUAAAUGGAAAUUGCAGUAUCCAAUCCUCUCCCCAAGUGAGUAGAGAUAAGUGUUCUCGUAUAAACACUGAGCAGAAUGAUAAACUGGAUUCCAGUUCUAUUCAAAAUAGUGAACCAAAGUUGGGGCCGGAUAGGAGAUACUUUGGCGUUCCCCUGGUAGAAGCAGUGCACUCUUCUGUUCAAACUGCUGAAAGAGUCAGCAGUCCUAAUACGAGCCGUCCUAUGUCUGUCCAUUGGGCUGCUCAACUUGACGGAGAGAAGCUAUCAAUGUUAUCUGAUGAAACUCCAACAAUGCAGGAGGCAGCUUCUGUUGGAAGCACAACAAAGAAUUUGUGUGGCAAAGAUGAUGUGAAAAUUGGACAUAUCUGCUUGGACAAUGUAUCUACUGAGGAAGGAACUCCUUUGGCAAGGCAUACGAGUAUGGAGCAGACCUUGAAUGUGAUCAGUAGUUUUGGUGUGAACCCCAAGAAACGGUCACAUUCUGCAGAGACUGUGCUGCAAUCUGCAUCAUCCUCUGGAACGAGUCAAGCGUUUUCAAGUUACAGUAAUGAUGACAUCUUGGUUGAAGAAUGCUGCCACAAAAGAGUGAAGCCCAAUUUUGAUCGAUCUUAUGGAUGCAAUGAUCAAACUAGUUGCUCAAAGGAUGGGUUCUUGUCAGAGAUGGGCGGUGGUGGUACAGCUUCUCAACUUUCUCGCCAGAAGAAUGAGCGCGAUGAAGCUUUGAGCAAGACAGCUAUCUUGGAAACUCCAGGAAAUGCUGAAAUGUUUUUCUUCCCAGUUGAUCCACAUCCUGUGGAUAAUAAUAGCUCGAUGCCAUGGAAAGUGCAUCCUUUGGAGGAAGAUCAACUCUGUGACAAAGCACCAAAUCUUGAACUUGCUUUGGGAGCUAAAACAAAACCUCUGAUGUCCGGGAUCCCAUCCUUUUUAUCUGGGAAAGUCGAGAAGAAAAUAAGCGAGGAGAAUACCUCAGAUAAUGCAGCAGCAAGUGCCAACAAGGAGGAUGUUUCUGCUUCUCUUUCUCUCUCUCUCUCAUUUCCUUUCCCGGAAAAGGAGCAAGGUACUUCUGCUUCAAAGCCUGAGCAGGAAGAUCCCAGAAGAAGGCAAGCCAAUACAUCACUGCUCCUUUUUGGGCGGCCUGAGGGAUAAAUAGGGAGAAGAACCAAUAAAUGUACAUUAUAGCUAGUCCUAAUGGAUUUGUUAGGUUCACAAGAUGUUCAUAAGUUUACAGGAUCUAUGUCUUUUGUUGUUUCUGCUUUCUCUUAUACUCAUAGUUUGACAGUGCCAUAGUUAAUCAGUCACGGCUGAUUGUAUAUAAAGAGGAUAUUUAGCCAUAACGGCCUCUGGCAGCAUAGAAAGGGUUUUUUGCUUCUUCUU